Messenger RNA from Peronospora matthiolae, 2739 nucleotides. The record is from the annotation of a GenBank genome assembly. Lineage: Eukaryota; Oomycota; Peronosporomycetes; Peronosporales; Peronosporaceae.
AUGGACUGCACGUCCCAAUCCCGUCCCCUUGGAGUCACGCGGCCCACACACGCUGCAACCAGCAGCGCCUCGCCUCCCGCUGCACUUGCUGCUCCACCCGACGCCUCCUCCACAGCCUCAACUUGUGACCAUUUAGACCACUGCAAUGGCAAGCGCAACGUCUACAAGUUUGGCGGCACGUCUCUAGGUCGUCCUACACGGUUUCGCGGUCUCAUUGACGUCGUGCGUAAAGAACGAGCGCGUGUUUUGGCGCUGGUCGUGUCUGCAAUAGGUCCCACGACCGAGUGGUUGCUCCGAGCUGUGGCGUUUGCAGCUACAGGCGAUGCCCCCGAAGCUCUGGACGUCGUGGACCAGUUGCAAGCUGAGAUACUCGCAAUUGCGAACAACACGCUGAGAGAGCUGCAGGUUGAUCCAGUGGACGACUUGAAGGCGUCGGUUGUCAACUCGUGGACGCCAUUGCGGGAGCUGCUGGUUGGCAUGAGCUUGUUGCAGGAGCAGACAGUAGCAGCGACGGAUACAGUGCUGUCGUUUGGCGAACGACUGAGUGCUGAGAUCAUUGCCAGGAUCUUGACGAAAGCUGGUGUCGAUACAUUUUACGUGGAUGCAAGGGAAUGGCUGCUGACCGACGACGCUCAUGGCAGUGCCAACGUCCUAUUCAACGAGUCCAAGGCGAAGCUGCUUGAGCAGAGUAAACGAUGGAAAUCUGAUGCACUGCCUGUGAUCACGGGCUCCAUCGGCUGCACGCAAAAAGGACGUACGACGACGCUAGGACGGAACGGAGCUGAUUACACGGCCACGCUCGUUGGUGCAGUGCUCAGUGCAGAUUACGUGGUAAUCCACACGGACAUUGCGGGUGUCAUGACUGCAGAUCCAAGCAUUGUGGACCGUGCAGUACCGCUGUCGCAUAUGAACCACUACGAAGCACUGGAACUUGCAGUCUAUGGCACGCGGAUGUUCCACGCCCGCAUGAUGGUGCCGCUGAUCAAGAGCGACGUGACGAUGUUCAUUCGCAACAUGAUGGACCCCAGCGGCCGUGGUACCUACAUUAGUGCGGCUGGCCGCACAGGUACACACGAGACGUGUACCACGUCAUUGGAGCAUCUCGCGACCAUCGAGGCUCGUACUCGCAUUUUGCAAGACGGGAGCAGCCGACACGAGAACAUUGGUGCCCGUGUGACCAAGGUGCUGGAGGCGCUUAAGAUUCCCGUGUGGCUGUCCAUUCGUGGUGCACAUGGACAAGCUAUUAGUGUGGUAGUGCCUGUGGAGAAGGAGUCACAAGCUUGUGCAGCUAUUAAUGCCGAGCUAAGUGCUGAGAUCGUGUCUCACGAGGUCGAUUCCGUGAACUCGGAGUCCCCGGUGACGAUGCUGUCUGUUGUAGCAGAGGACCUUUCUAAGGUGCCGAACCAUCGGGCGAACUUUUUUGGAUCUCUAGCUGACGCUGGUAUCGAAGUGUUGGCUAUCGGUCAAGGCACGAGCUCCCGUUCCUUAAGUUGUGUCGUUCGUGGUAUUGACACAAAGGUGGCCGUGCGUCGCGUGCACGAUGCUUUCAAUGUGGACUAUCUCGUUACGAACAUUGUGCUGUUGGGCUGUAACCAUAUUGCAUUGGACGUUGUCCGUCAACUUCAGAAGCAGCAGGAGCUGUAUCGCUCUCAGCACAAGGUACGCGUGAACAUCGUUGGGUUCAACUCCAACUGCUACGACUUUGUUUAUGAUCCCAAAGGAUUUGGAUAUGAAGAACUUGUCUCGCGCUUGGAAGACUCCAAAAGCAAGAAUGCCAUGAUAUCCGUGUCAUCCACGAGUGAGUCGAUGUUGUACGCUGGUGCUCCAUCGCUCGAGCAACUGAACCAGCUGCAGGAGUUGUCGAUCCCGAUUGUGCUCGACUGUUCCGGCCAGAGUAAUACACAAGGCCUGUAUUCAGCCUGCAUCGAUCGCGGCAUUCACAUUGUCACAUCCAACGCACGCUCAGUGUGUCGCCUUCCUUCUACUCCGUCGCGUGAGAGUGUUGCCGUUACCACUCGGACCAAGGCCGGUCGUGCGUUCUUCAUGUACACGUCUACGAUCGGCGCAAGUUUACCUAUCAUCGACACCCUUGGCAACAUCUUACGAACGGGUGACCGCAUACUUGGUAUUGACGCUUCUUUGAGCGGAUCCAUGAACUUUGUUGCGAACGAAGUAAUGAAAGGCAAGAAGCUCUCGGAAGCUGUUGGGGAGGUGCUUUGCAGAGGCUACUGCGAGCGUGACCCGCGUGAGGAUUUUACUGGUACGGACAUGGCUGCAAAAGUUGUAGUGCUGGCUCGUGCUCUCGGUGUGCACAUACACGCGAGGGAAGUUCGGGUGGAGCCGUUCAUUCCACAUAGCGUGCUUAGCACCAUCGCGUGGUCUCUCGACGUGGAUGUGGGCGACAUCGUCACUGGACUUGAGGCGUACGACGAGGAAUUCCGAAAGAAGUUCUACUUGCCAGCUGUAUCGGAGGGCAAACGUCUUCACUACGUUGCCUCGAUCGACUUGGCUGAAUUCCCAUCGAUCCGAGCCACGAUCCGGCCUCUGCUUGUCAGCGAAGCUCACCCAGUGUUUUACACCAAGGACAAUGAAAUCGCUUUUGGUGUCUCCUCCAUGCAGUACCCGAAUCCACUAGUUCUCAAGGGCUCCGGGACGGGUGCUUCCGCUAGUGCUACUGGCGUCCUCCGUGACGUCCUCACCAUUCUCCAUUCGCUCAGUGGAAAGAAUGUCUAUGUUUGA